AUGUUAUGGGCCCGUCCGGGAGCCGACAAUGACCAAAAAGAUGAUGUACCUUGGACAUUACGCUACGCUGGACGAGGGUUGGGGACGAUUGGCAGUUUUAUUGCCAUCAUACUGGGUUUACUUAACUGCGCUGGUAUUAUAGUUUUCCAAGUUAAUUGCUUGAUAGCAGGUGUGUGGCAAAUGCUUGCGGGAUUCAUAGUGAUUGUAUGUGAAGCACCCUGCUGUUGCUUCUUUAUAGAUUAUGUGCAAGCUCUUUCUGAUAAAAUGGAGGGACGGCCCUAUUGGAACAAAGCAGCUCUAUACAUUGGGCUAUCUCUUCCACCAUUCUUCUUGUGCUUAGUGAGUGUGAGCACAUUGUUAGGCAGUGGAAUGAUAUUUGCUACAGGAAUUAUUUACGGCAUGAUGGCUCUUGGUAAAAAAGGAUCGCGUGAUGACAUGGCUGCAAUGGCGGCAGGCGGGACUACGCCCCCGGGCGCUCCGAUGCCGGCCUCGCAAGAUCACAACGUCACACUCAUGGAGGAUCCCGACGUAGCUUCGAUCGAUGAAAUGAGAACGUCAGCGGCGACGUUAGAAGCCGGUGGUUUCCAGCCAAACUCAGCGCCGCGAGCCAACCUUGUCUCCAACGAACAACCAUUCAGCUUCACUGGACCACCGCCUUCCAAUAACUGA
Molecule: messenger RNA, 669 nt
Organism: Pieris macdunnoughi
Lineage: Eukaryota; Metazoa; Arthropoda; Insecta; Lepidoptera; Pieridae
Source: the annotation of a GenBank genome assembly